GCGACAGUGAGGGCGUGGUAGCACCUCCAGGUGAGGUCUUUGUACCAAGCUCACCUGUGUGGCUGUUUUGCUCCAGUCACCACUGUGAAUGGCUCAUCCCCCUUCAGGUCCUGAUUGCCUGGACCUCUUGUCUCCAGAGGCAAGGACACAAGGCCCAAGUGAGCCCUCCUCAGGUUUUCAACACGCUUUAGUGUCCCAGCAUGGCCCCUUGAAGCGCACCAUGCCCGUCUGUGGGACACUCACCACUAAUCGUCCAGAGUCGCAUCUCGCCAGGAGGUGACCUGCCCUCCCUCCUCCACCGCCCCCUGCCUGGGAAAGUGCUGCAGCUGCCACGGACACCAUGUAGUAGGGCCGGCUGCGGCGCCCAGUGAGCUGCAAUGGUUUUGUACACGACCCCCUUUCCUAAUAGCUGUCUGUCCGCCCUCCACGCUGUGUCCUGGGCCCUCAUCUUCCCAUGUUACUGGCUGGUGGACCGGCUGGUGGCCUCCUUCAUACCCACCACCUAUGAGAAGCGCCAGAGGGCAGAUGACCCUUGCUGCCUGCAGCUGUUCUGCACUGUACUGUUCACGCCAGUCUACCUGGCUCUGCUUGUGGCUGCACUGCCUUUUGCCUUUCUUGGGUUCAUCUUCUGGUCUCCACUGCAGUCUGCCCGCCGGCCCUACUCCUACUCCCGGCUAGAAGACAAGAGCCCAGCUGGUGGGGCAGCCCUGCUUAGUGAAUGGAAGGGCACAGGGGCUGGCAAAAGCUUUUGCUUUGCCACGGCCAAUGUCUGCCUCCUCCCUGACUCACUUGCAAGGCUCAACAAUGUGUUCAACACCCAAGCACGGGCCAAAGAGAUUGGACAGAGAAUCCGCAAUGGGGCCGCCCGGCCUCAGAUCAAAAUCUACAUUGAUUCUCCCACCAACACCUCCAUCAGUGCAGCCAGCUUCAGCAGCCUGGUGUCGCCGCAGGGCAGUGACGGAGCCAGAGCUGUUCCUGGGAGCAUUAAGAGGACAGCCUCUGUGGAAUACAAGGGGGAUGGUGGGCGUCACACCAGCGAUGAGGCUGCCAAUGGCCCAGCCUCUGGGGAACAGGCUGAUGGAAGCCUUGAGGACAGCUGCAUUGUGCGAAUUGGUGGUGAGGACGGAGGCCGGCCUCAGGAAGCUGAUGACCCUGCCACUGCCAGGAAUGGGUCUGGUGGGACCCCAAAGGGCCAGACGCCCAACCACAAUCAGCGGGAUGGGGAUUCUGGGAGCCUGGGUAGCCCCUCAGCCUCCAGGGAGUCCUUGGUGAAGGCACGAGCUGGGCAAGACGUAUGUGGCAGCGGAGAGCCAGGCGGUAACAGCAAGCUGCUGUAUAAGACCUCUGUGGUGAAGAAGGCAGCCCGCAGGAGGCGCCACCCUGAUGAAGCCUUUGACCAUGAGGUCUCGGCCUUCUUCCCAGCCAAUCUGGACUUCCUGUGCCUGCAGGAGGUGUUUGACAAGCGUGCAGCUGCUAAGUUGAAAGAGCAGCUACAUGGCUACUUCGAGUACAUCCUGUAUGACGUCGGGGUCUACGGCUGCCACGGUUGCUGCAAUUUCAAAUGUCUCAACAGCGGUCUCUUCUUUGCCAGCCGCUACCCUGUCAUGGACGUGGCCUAUCACUGUUACCCCAAUGGGUGCAGCUUCGAUGCCCUGGCCUCUAAGGGAGCUCUGUUUCUCAAGGUGCAGGUGGGAAGCACACCUCAGGACCAAAGAAUUGUUGGGUACAUCGCCUGCACACACCUGCAUGCCCCACCAGAGGACAGUGCCAUCCGGUGUGAGCAGCUGGACCUGCUUCAGGACUGGCUGGCUGAUUUCCGAAAAUCUACCUCCUCGACCAGCACAGCCAACCCCGAGGAGCUGGUGGUGUUUGACGUCAUCUGUGGAGAUUUGAACUUUGAUAACUGCUCCUCUGAUGACAAACUGGAACAGCAGCACUCACUGUUUACUCGCUACAAGGACCCCUGCCGCCUGGGGCCUGGGGAGGAAAAGCCUUGGGCCAUUGGCACCCUGCUGGACACAAGUGGUCUCUAUGAUGAAGAUGUGUGUACCCCAGACAACCUUCAGAAGGUCUUGGAGAGCGAGGAAGGCCGCAGGGAGUAUCUGGCCUUCCCCACCAGCAAGAGCCCAGGGGCUGGGCAGAAGGGCCGGAAGGAUGUGCUAAAGGGCAAUGGCCGUCGCAUCGACUACAUGCUGCACGCCGAGGAGGGGCUGUGCCCUGACUGGAAGGCUGAGGUGGAAGAAUUCAGUUUUAUCACCCAGCUGUCCGGCCUGACCGACCACCUCCCCGUGGCCAUGCGGCUGAUGGUGUCUGCAGGGGAAGAGGAGGCAUAGACCAGCCAUGCCACUGAUCUCGAGCAGUGGGGCCUCUGCCAGCCCUUCAAGCCACAGUUCAUGUCUGGGCUGUGUGCCCUCCAUUGAGCACCUAGUGCUGGGGGAAGGAGGGCAGGGGACAGGGAAGAGCGAGCCCAUCAAUCCCCUGCAAGCCUGGAAGCCAGGCUGCUCUGUGCCUCUGGCCAUCUCUGCGAACAGAGGACUCGGGCCAGCCUGGGAGCCCCUGGCUGCCUGACCAGUGCCAUUCUUUCCAGUCACGAUUUUCUACAGAAAUACACAGCACAACAUAGUUUGUAACCCAAGGGUUAGUAUGAGGACCGGGUUUAUGUACUCUUUGUAUCUCUUCUCAAGCUUUGUCCAGGGUUCAUUACCUUUGUCUGCUGCCAAUGUUGUCUCGCAUGCCUGCACCCUCGCAUGCCCGCUGCCCGCAUGCCAUGUGCCACACUGUAGCACCCAGACCCCUUGCUCGGGCCUCACCUAAGGCCAAACUCAAAACACAAAAACACAAUCAGAACCAGCCAAAGAAGCACUUCCUGGGCACAGCUGCCAGCUUUCCCCCCCUCCAGCUUGGUGGGGAGUGACUGACGGCUGUCAUUACCUGCCAGCCCAGGGCUCUUCCCAGGGUCUUGCAUUCAAGGGCGAUUACAUUUUAAGAAGAAAACAGAAAAUGUUAAACACAAAAUCACCCUUCACUUAGGGUCUGUAAGUCACUGGGUAGAACUGUGCUCUUCCCCAGCCCACACAGCAGGGUCCAGCUGGCUCUGGCCACCCCAGCAGCUCCUGUAGGAGACUGACACCAGCUGUGGGACCCUACCAGGAAACCCAAGAGGGCAUCACUUUUGUACACGAAGGGGACCCAGAACAUAAGAGGGAGGGUUCUGAUUUUGAAAACGACAGGUUCGUAGUUCCUUCUCUCCUACCCAACAUGUCCUUUUCUAUGGGGCCCCCUGGGUUAACCUCUUCCUGAGGACUUCCCUCAUCCGUGGAUGGCUGAGCUCAGGAACCACCUGCCUGCCCCUAAGUCAGGCUGCGCCUCUGGCCUCCCAGGCCCUCCCUUCCUCAAUGGCUACCCUAGAUGAAGUGGCAGAAAACCAAGAUAUAGAGAAUGGCUUCUUCACCAUUGCAAGCUCAGGUGGCCAGCCAACAGCCACUGCUUGUCUAGGGCAGGGCUGAUUCCAGACAUCAUCCAGAAGCCACUCUUGCCACUGUGUGACUACAGCCAUCCCCAAGCUCAACACAGUAAGGCUGCUAGAAGCCCACUGCUCUCCACCUGGUCCUGCUCAGGUGCCCAAGAGCACACUGACUCUGCCGACCUACCUUCAGAGAACAGAGGCUGAUCCCUGACUACAAAGGGAAGAUGUCUGUCUCAGGCUGCUGAGCUACUAAUUUGGGGGACUGUUUUGAUAUCCCCGAUGGUCUAUUCUAAGUGCUCUGAUCUUGUAUCUGGCCUGGCUCAAGGCCAACUCCGCCUGGUGACGAUGGAGGAAGCAUCAGUCCCUUGUUGCUGGGACCUCUAAAAUGCUGGUGCCCUGAAGCUGUGCCUUGUCACCCACUAAGUAGCAAGCAGGAUCCAGAAGGGCACGCAUUUAACAGAUGUCGGGCCCUGUGCUGAGUGGUGGUCUUUCAGAGUUUGGGCAGCUUGAUAUUAGGGCAUGUAUAGCUGGUGACACUGGCCUCUUAACCUCUUGGCCUAAGAGAAUCCUGCCCAUGCUCCAGUGUCCAGAGCUAGGACAGCCUUGCUGGGUUCUCUGCUGUGCCCCUCUUCUGCCAGGGCCUGGCCUCCCAGGAAUCUGGGAAGCUCUCAUGGUAUGAGAGGAUUCUAUUCAUUCAAGGUACCAGUGGGCAGGCCUAAUCCUUAAACCAAUGGCACUGUGUACAAGGAGAGUAAAUGAGGCCGAUGGCAAGGCCAUGGUCCCUAAACCUGGGGUUAGGGUAAACCGUUUGGAGUCAGAGCCGCAUCCUUCUCUCCUUCCCAACUCCCAGGGCGGCCUUAGGCAAGCUGUACUGCCCUAUGCCUCUGUUAUUACAAGGUCACCUCUACAGUCAGGUUCUGGAGUCCAGAGGAGGGACAGCCUGCCCUCAGGUCCCCUACACAUCUCAGCACCGAGGCCAUGACCAUCUGCCACACAUUUCACUGUGGUUUGCUUGCCUGUGGACUCAGGGCUCGUGUACUGCCAAGCCUUUCUAUUUCAGCUUUUAAAAAAGAAGAGACGUUGCCAGGAUUCCAGAUUCUGUAACAUCUACGGCCGACACAGGGGCAAUCACAGGGAUCACUUGAAUCCUAACUGGCUCUACCUGCCCAGGACCUCUCAAGGGAAGAAUAGAUAAGUGUACUAGCUUAGGAAGGACCAUUCAAUUCAUCUUUAUUUGUCCAAAACCACCUGGAGUUUUAAGUAUGAAUAUUAACCUUAAUGCUUUUUAACUAUUGUAUUAACUUGCUCAGAUUUAGAAAUACUGUUUUAAAAGAAAAAGAAGAAACUUUUUUAAUUUCUGUAUUUUUUUCUGUAUUGUAUCCUCAUGGGACAUUAGGGGUUUUAUAUGGUAAGACACCCAAGGUUUUGGUAAAACAUUAUCAAAUAUAUAUCCAGACGAUUCUUCCCUAGAAGAAAAAACAAUCUUUAUGCCUGAUUUAAAAAAAAAAAAAAAAGUUGAGAAGAGGUGGAUUUUUCCUUUAUGGUGCUGAAAGGAAGGACGGAGAACAAGGAGAAAAUAAAACUGUGAGGCUCAAGA
Messenger RNA from Grammomys surdaster, 5063 nucleotides. It is a transcript of the gene Smpd3, whose product is annotated as sphingomyelin phosphodiesterase 3. Gene Ontology annotation, cellular component: cytoplasm; extracellular region. Gene Ontology annotation, molecular function: sphingomyelin phosphodiesterase activity. The transcript has 8 exons. Gene Ontology annotation, biological process: sphingomyelin metabolic process. The record is from RefSeq and is a predicted model, not a curated record. The coding region runs from base 378 to 2333 and encodes 651 amino acids. NCBI's taxonomy places the organism in Eukaryota, Metazoa, Chordata, Mammalia, Rodentia, Muridae.